AUGAAUAGGGAAAAGUUGGCGAAGAUGGCUACCACUGUGCGCACUGGAGGAAAGGGGACAGUAAGAAGAAAGAAGAAGGCUGUUCACAAGACCACCACAACAGAUGACAAGAGGCUCCAGAGCACUCUUAAGAGAGUUGGAGUGAAUUCGAUUCCCGCCAUUGAGGAAGUUAACAUCUUUAAGGAUGAUGUAGUGAUUCAGUUCAUUAACCCCAAGGUUCAAGCUUCUAUUGCUGCUAACACAUGGGUUGUGAGCGGAACACCACAGACGAAAAAAUUGCAAGACAUUCUUCCUCAGAUCAUCAGCCAACUUGGACCUGAUAACUUGGACAACCUGAAGAAGCUAGCAGAGCAAUUCCAGAAACAGGCUCCAGGUGCAGGUGAUGUCCCAGCAACUAUCCAAGAAGAGGAGGAUGAUGAUGAUGUCCCAGAACUUGUAGUGGGAGAGACUUUCGAGACUCCUGUUGCUGAAGAGGCUGCUCAGCCCAAACCUGCUGCUGCUUAA
This is a messenger RNA of Thlaspi arvense, 504 nucleotides long. NCBI's taxonomy places the organism in Eukaryota, Viridiplantae, Streptophyta, Magnoliopsida, Brassicales, Brassicaceae. The record is from the annotation of a GenBank genome assembly.